AACAGGCUCUAAAUAUACAGUUUGGUGGUCAGAACCUGUCUUGCUAGAACCAUUUUUAUACUCUCCAUCUUUUUAUUUUGCUGUUGCGUCGUCACUCUUUGCAACUCGACGUUGUCGUUAACCUGAACAGAACGCAUUCGUCUUGUUCCAAAACGGUGCAGUUUUGAAAGGAUCGUUCUUCUUCUCUGUUUCUCCUCUUCAGUGAAAAAGUGGAUUCCUUUGAUCAUUUAAAGGGUUGCGAUACCCUAGAUCAAAUGAUGGAGACUGGAGAUAUUAGUCAGCCUGAACCACCGAAACAGGUGUGGUGUGAGGAAAAACAGGCUUCUGUUCAUGAAGAAAUUAAGAGAAUGAACCAAUUGCCUGCAAACAGUUCAUAUGUUACACAUCGUCUGAAGGUUCUUAAUAAAAUUUUGCAACUCAUGUCAGUUCAGAGAACUGUAUCCCGAGAGCAGGAGUUGGAGUUGCUUUUUGCCGGGCUUUCUUUGUGAAAGUAGUAUUGCUGGCCAUGCCCCUGACAUUAGUGGAUCUGCAUCUUGAAGGCCAAAAGAUAAAGAACAAGGCUUGUUUACAGUUUGUAUGUAUUGGCAUUUAGCAAUACGAUAUUGGUCAGAGUCAAGGCUUUACUUAUAACUUGGCUGAGCUUAAGCAGCAAUGUCUGUACCCUUCUUUGGCUACUUUUGAUAUAAUAGUAAUACAUCAUGUUGCAAGUUGAAACCUUGCUGCCACUGCCCCCUUCUUUCCUUCGUUUCAUUCAUGGAUCAUGCCAUCGAGGAACUUUCUUUCAUAAUCCGGUCGUGGAACAUCUAUGUUGUUUUUGACACACUCUGUAAUGGCUCUGGAAAUGACCUGGAAAAAAAUAUACUGAACCAGAAACACAAUAUAAUGUCAAUGUCUUAGGAUUUCUUGAGUUACUACAACAAAAUUAUGGGGGAUACAUUUCUCAUUAUUAUGUAAUAUUGUAGAAUGAAGACCACAUUAGUUUCUUUGGCUACAGACAACGCAUUUGUUGGAGUUCUUAUAUAUUCCAACUGUUGAUAAAAUAAUGGCGAGCUCAUUUGUAUAUAACUGCAUUUAGUGUUUUAUUAAAAUUAUUAUUUUUAAAGCUCUUAAA
Molecule: messenger RNA, 1111 nt
Organism: Glycine soja
Lineage: Eukaryota; Viridiplantae; Streptophyta; Magnoliopsida; Fabales; Fabaceae
Exons: 4
Coding region: 255-488 (77 amino acids)
Source: RefSeq, a predicted model, not a curated record